Oncorhynchus nerka (sockeye salmon) is the source of this 3052-nucleotide messenger RNA. RefSeq lists its product as uncharacterized. The record is from RefSeq and is a predicted model, not a curated record. Bases 220 to 2826 code for a protein of 868 amino acids. The transcript is spliced from 10 exons. Lineage: Eukaryota; Metazoa; Chordata; Actinopteri; Salmoniformes; Salmonidae.
GGACUUUUUGCAUCAGGUUAGGAGAUCAAUUUAGCUAACCAUAAAACCUAAAACCUGUCUCCUAACCUACCACAUGAAUUAUCCUAACCUGCUACAAAAAACGACUUCCGGUCGAACCUGUAUUCCGGUAGUCAGAGCCCUUGACCCGGAGAGAAGCAAACAAAUAAAGGGAAUACAUUUUUUUUCGUUUUAGUGUUUUGAUUGAUAAAGACCGACAACAUGGACGACUUCGUAAAAAAUAAAUUUCAGAACAAUGUCAAGAUUUACACUGAUCAUCUGGAGAGAAUCGUUCAGAAGUAUUCAAAGCUGCAUAAUGAUGGGACUGAGGUGAACCUGGAGGACAUAACUCCCCAAGAUGUGAGCCGUUGCAUGUUCAAGUCAGAGUUGGCGCUGUCAAAGCUGGACUUGUCAAAGAGUGAUGCUGGGCUGGCAGAGCUGUCACUAGGAGAUAUUUCUGAAAUACACAGGCCACAUGACACCACUGGAGACUUCAAGAUGGACAUCUCAUACCACCAGUAUGAUGCCAGCAGUGAUUGUGUCGAUGAGGGUUCUGUAGACACGAGUGCUGUCACUGCCCCCAGUAACGAUUCUGUUAUGCAUCAGGCUGCCGAGAACAGCCACUGGGUGGACAAUUCCAAGGUGAAUGAGACUAGAAGUAACAUGUGGGGUGCACCAGAGGAGCAGGAUGGGGAGCUGGAGCGCUCUCUGAGCGGUCAACGGAGCACUCUACGGGAGCUGUAUCCCAGCAUGCUCAGUCAGAUAGGAGAGGCCUGGAGGCGCCAACAUGUGUCCGACGCGGCUGUAGGGGUGCUAAGGAGGUACCACAGACUCAGGUGGUCGUCUAACAGAAACCUCAACCGCACCUUCAAAAGCACCCUGAGACCAGCUCACAGAAAACCUGACCUCAACAUUAGCCAAUCUAUCCUCCCAACAUCUCAGAACACCACACUGAAUGUGAGUAACCCCAAGAGUCCAAAGUUUAACCUCAAAAGGACAAACGGCACCCAUCCUCCUCCACAGACCAAGGUCAUCCUCCAGAAGUGGCCAGCAGAGAGGCAGUCACCCAGGAAACGGACAAAUUCAGGAAACGGACAACCGUCUCGCCCCUUUCCACUGAUGGACUUCUCCUCUUGUCCUUCCUCGGCAGGCUCCAGUCCUGCCGCCUCUGCUCCUCCCUCUGCAGCCUCCUCCCCUCCCUCUGCAGCCUCCUCCCCUCCCUCUGCAGCCUCCUCCCCUCCCUCUGCAGCCUCCUCCGCUCCCUCUGCAGCCUCCUCCGCUCCCUCCUCCCCUCCCUCUGCAGCCUCCUCCGCUCCCUCCUCCCCUCCCUCUGCAGCCUCCUCCGCUCCCUCCUCCCCUCCCUCUGCAGCCUCCUCCGCUCCCUCCUCCCCUCCCUCCGCUCCCUCCUCCCCUCCCUCUGCAGCCUCCUCCGCUCCCUCCUCCCCUCCCUCUGCAGCCUCCUCCGCUCCCUCCUCCCCUCCCUCUGCAGCCUCCUCCGCUCCCUCCUCCCCUCCCUCUGCAGCCUCCUCUGCAGCCUCCUCCGCUCCCUCCUCCCCUCUCUCUGCAGCCUCCUCCGCUCCCUCCUCCCCUCCCUCUGCAGCCUCCCCCGCUCCCUCCUCCCCUCCCUCUGCAGACUCCUCCCUACAGGAGAACCCUGAGCUAAAUGAGGCCCCCCUAAACCAAACCUUCACGGUGUCUAUGUCCUCUGCCCCACCCACCAGGGUUAGGUAUACUACCCUUGUCUUCAGUCCUGACAGAUCUGAAGGCCCUUCCACAGCAGGAGGGUUGAGCAGCCCAUCUCUGAGGUGUGCCGUCCCCAGUCAGAGGAUUUUCACAGCAGUACGCCCUGUGGUCAGUAUGGACAUGUCUUCAGACACAGAGAGGUCUGUCUACCGCUCCUCAGCAGCACAGAGUCCCUACAGAGCCAGACUGCUGAGCUGGGAAGGCCAGCGUGCAUCUCCUAACACUGGCCAUAGAAGCCUCAAAUCAGGCGUUGCUGGAUAUCAUCAGAGAAACAUGGUGACGGUGGAACCCAGAUCUUCCCCUGCGUUUUCCCCUUCUUUUCAGAGUCCUCUGAUGUCACCCAGGAAGCUCCACCACCUAGACACCUGCAGUACCUCCCAACUGAAAGUCCACUCAUUUCGAGUCACCCAUCAGGAGUCUACUGCUGGGGCAGCUCAGCCAAAGCUCCAGCGACAUUAUUCCCUGGAUUCAUUCUCCCCAUCCAUCAGUCUAAGGAACUCCACUAAGCAGAUCGAUGAGGACUUCCAGAAGCUCUACCACAAGCUUGUGUGUCAGGGCAAAUCGGUCCCCUCCUGUCGCAUGUGUGAGAGGAGAGCAGAGACCACCAGAGGCCCCUCCUCCUCUGCUCUGGCUGCCCUGGCCCUGUCUCCUCACCACUCUGUCAUGAGGAAGCGUCGCAGGGAGCUGGUCCAGAAACAUUCCCCAGAGUCCAAACGCUUCAGAGACAACUCCUGCGUGUACUCACCAGGAUCUCUCCGCCAGAGGAGAGAAAUGAUCAGGUGCCAGAAUCGCUUAGACAGCCACUUGUCCUCCACCCAGAGGGACAUCUUCUGUGACUCCCACACCUGGAGCCCGCAUAGGGCCAGCCUGUCUCAGAUCCGCCACAGCCCCCAUCACCACUCAGACGCAGCAGUCAGGAAAGCUGCAGGCUCCUGGUCUGGCCUGCAUGUUGAUCAGCCCUCUCCUGCUUGUAGAGCGAAAUACAACGGAUUUGCAGGGAUUCAUCCAGGAAAGUCACCUGUCAAGGCAGAGUGCCAAUGUGGCUGUUCGCCAAGUUUCUCUAGGAGACAGCUUCUGUAUAAAUGAUGUCGGCCUGCACCUCUAGAUGAUAUGCCUGACUGUUAAAUAUGUUGCUGUUUUAUAUAUCAGCUUUUAAAACAGUUCUGAUGUUCCAAUUACUCAUUUGUUACAAUGAACAGUGUUCACACAAGGUCUUUUUAUGCCCCCGUGGGAUAACAAUAACUGUUUUUUGAAUGGAUAGAUGCAUAAAAUACAUACUAAAUUACUUUGUAAUAAAAUAAGUUUGAUUUUU